Exophiala spinifera is the source of this 1716-nucleotide messenger RNA. RefSeq names its product glycolate oxidase, subunit GlcD. Gene Ontology annotation, molecular function: FAD binding; D-lactate dehydrogenase (cytochrome) activity; D-lactate dehydrogenase (NAD+) activity. Gene Ontology annotation, cellular component: mitochondrion. Gene Ontology annotation, biological process: lactate catabolic process. Bases 1 to 1716 code for a protein of 571 amino acids. The record is from RefSeq and is a predicted model, not a curated record. The transcript is spliced from 2 exons. Lineage: Eukaryota; Fungi; Ascomycota; Eurotiomycetes; Chaetothyriales; Herpotrichiellaceae.
AUGACUCGGCUUAGACUUUUCAGGCUUCUAGCUCGACCUCAAUUGAAAAGGGUAUCUCAUUUGCAAACUCUACCACACUACCACUUCAGGCGACUAAUAUCACAGGAUUCAGAGCUGUCUAGACCAAAUAAGAAGACCUCCGAUGGAUCUGAACACUUCUUUGGAGGAGUCUUUAUCGGUGCCGGAGCAGUUCUGACGGUGUUAUUCUACUCCGACGGCCUCUCCUUGCUCGGAAAUGCACCGGAAGCCACAAAUUCUACAACACCGCUUGCUUCCCUCACAGCUCCGUCAUACAACCUAUCCGACAAGAACAUCCAUGAUGCCAAGAACGAGUUUAUCGCUCUCUUGGGCAAGGACGGCAUAGACGACGAUCUGGGUGCUCGAAUAUCACGAUCUAGCACCGAUUGGUCCCCCGCCCCCCGUGGCGAUCUCGACAGACCAUGCCUUAUUGUCUACCCUACGACAACGGAGGAUGUGAGCAAUAUCGUGAAGAUCUGUCAUCAUCGGCGAAUUCCCGUUAUCGGUUUCGGAGGCGGGACAAGUCUCGAAUCCACACUCGCUGCGAUCCACGGCGAGGUCUGCAUUGACUUUCGACGCAUGAACAAGGUCAUUGAAGUCCACGACAAGGAUCUGGAUGUUAUUGUCCAGCCAGGUGUCGGCUACGUCGAGUUGAACGAGAUGCUUGGUAAAGUGGGUCUAUUCUUUCCUCCGGAUCCAGGACCAGGGGCGCAGAUCGGCGGCAUGAUCUCCCAGGGAUGCUCCGGCACAUCCGCGUAUCGCUAUGGUACAGUCAAAGAUUGGGUGAUAGGCUUGACGGUGGUUCUGGCCGAUGGCACGGUGAUCAAAACGAGAAGGAGGCCGAAGAAAUCCUCGGCCGGUUACGAUCUUACGAGAUUGUUUGUCGGCUCGGAGGGCACCUUGGGUUUAGUUACGGAAGCUACUCUGAAGUUGACGAACAAGCCCGAGAACGUCAGAGUGGCGGUCGCCGCUUUCCCAUCCAACCACGACGCUGUCAAUGCUGCUGUCAAGAUUGUCCAGAAGGGUGUACCCGUUGGUGCUCUCGAACUGCUCGACGGAAUCUCGAUGAAGGCCAUCAACAAUUCUGGUUACUGCGUGAAAGAUUUUAAGGAGGCGCCUUCGCUGUUCCUCAAGUUCUCUGGAAGCGAGAACGUGGUACAGGAACAGAUCCAACAAGUUCGUGCUCUCUCCAAGGAGUCAAAUUGUCUCAGUUUCCAGUUCGGCAAAGACGAAGCCGAAUCCGAUGCGUUUUGGCACGCGCGGAAAACUAUGCUGUGGAGCCUGAUGACAUUGAAGCGGAACCCUGGCGACAAGUUCAUUGGUACAGACAAUGCCGUUCCGAUCUCUCGAUUAGCAGAUAUCAUUGACAUUACGAAUCGAAAGAUCCAGGAGAGUGGUCUGGUAGGAGCAUGUUGUGGUCAUGUUGGAGACGGAAACGUCCACGCAGCUAUAUUCUACGACGAGGUCGAAAAAGAGAAGGCAGAGAAGAUCGUACUGGAAGUUGAAAGACUAGGGAUCGAAAUGGACGGCACUAUUACCGGCGAGCAUGGCAUCGGCCUCGAAAAGCGCGAUAGACUCGUCGACGAACUGGGCAAGGACAGCGUUGAUACUAUGCGAAGACUCAAGCUCGCACUAGAUCCUUUGUGCCUCCUUAACCCUCAGAAGGUGGUGCGUUUAACGACAAACACCCGUCUGUGA